GCUCUUGAGUCCACCCGAGUCCAGCGCAACGGCAGAAUGUCGACUACGCACCACCCCGAUCCGAACAAAACCGACAUCGCUGCCAGGCUGUCGUUCGUGAGCGGCACCUCGCAGCCCAAGGACAUCGAGGAUGGCAACCAUUACACGACAGUGAAGACCCCCGACCCGACGGCUAUUGAAGGCGGAGCUCUUCGUGAAGGUGGCGCCCCCGACCUCAAGAGCAAGGACAGUCUUGGUCUUCUCGUCCAAUAUGCCGCCAUCGGUCUCAACUAUGGUGUGCUGCCGGCUACAAUUUACCCGUUCCUGCAGAACUACCUGAACGCGUCGGGUACCCAGGUGACUACGGCUCAAACGCUGGUGGUGCUACCGUGGACUUUCAAGUGCUUCUACGGUAUCCUGUCGGACUGCGUGCCGCUGUGGGGAUACCGUCGUCGUCCGUGGAUGGUGAUCGGAUGGAUCAUUUGCUUGCUCGCAUUGGUUAUCAUGGCUUGCAUGCCUGAGGGAGACCCGUACUACACGGUGUCGUCCGACCGCGACAUCAAACCGGCCGACUACACACCCGAGAUUCAGGCGCGUAUCAACUACGACGCGUCUUCGCAAGCCGGCAAGUACGUCAUGCUCAUGUUCCUCGCUGCCGUGGGCUAUGUGCUAUCGGACGUGUGUGCCGACAGUAUCGUAGUGGACUUUGCCCAGCGUGAGCCUCUCGAAACCCGUGGCAAGACCCAGUCGGCCAUCUACGCCGUGCGUACCGUGUUCGUCAUCAUCGGACAGUUGCUCACCGGCUUCUGCUUCAACGGAGAGGAGUACGGCGGUGACUUCAACUUCUCCAUCACCUUCCCGCACCUGAUGAUCAUUCUUGCUGUGUUGACGGUGCCGGUUAUCCCAAUGACCUGGUUCUUCAUCAAGGAGGAGAAGAAGCCUCGCGUGAACUUCACGAACUACAUGAACGAGCUGUGGGAUCUGAUCCAGAAGCGCGUGAUGUACCAAGUUAUCUUCUUCACCUUCUUCCAGGGAAUGUUCUCUACCAUCUCGUACACUGCCAGCUCUCCCGUACAGUCGUACAUGGUUGGCGUCACGCCGAUUAACAGUACUAUCAGCGAGAUCAUCGGUAACAUUUGCUUCUUCACCGGUAUCAUGGUCACGUCCAAGUGGGGCCUGCACUGGAGCUGGCGCUGGAUGAUCCUCUUCACGGGCGCCUUCGUGAUGAUUGUCGAUGGUAUCACGACCUUCAUCACGAUCUGGAACGUGUUCCGUAGCCAGUGGUUCUGGCUGGGAUUGCCUAUGGCCGUGCAGCUCCCCUACGGUGUUGGCUUUAUGAUCUCUUCCUUCGUCAUCGUCGAGCUGUCGGGUAUCGGCAACGAGGGCGUCGUGUACGGUCUGAUCACGAUGGUUUCCAACCUGGCAUCGCCGUUCGCUACGGCCAUGACGCUGGUGAUCGACCAGCCGUUCAACCUGACUACGGAGCGCAUCCAGGAGGACGAUAAGUCCAUCCGUACGGACAUCACGUACGCCGUGAUCAUUAUGUACGGCAUGACGGCCUUCUCGUGGGUCUUCCUGGUUUUCCUGCCUCGUCAGAAGGAAGAGACUCAGGAACUGCUGCGCACGGGCGGCAGCAGCAAGCUGUUCGGCGCGCUCACUGUGGCCUACCUUACGUUCGCGUUUGUGUGGUCCCUGAUGACCAACAUCAUGGCCAUGUUCGAGAGCACCUCGUGCCUGAUGAUCGCUGGCGGCAGCGGCUGCUAAAUGUAUCUCUCUGCUAGUUCGGUUCAUUACAUUUGCGUAGUACUUGUCCUUGACAUCAUUGCGUAUUACAGUCGUACGAAUGAAGGCGGCUAAUUAGUGCACAACUUUGUUUCAUAUUCAC
Molecule: messenger RNA, 1864 nt
Organism: Phytophthora nicotianae INRA-310
Lineage: Eukaryota; Oomycota; Peronosporomycetes; Peronosporales; Peronosporaceae
Exons: 1
Coding region: 37-1743 (568 amino acids)
Source: RefSeq, a predicted model, not a curated record